Xylona heveae TC161 is the source of this 2360-nucleotide messenger RNA. RefSeq lists its product as hypothetical. Lineage: Eukaryota; Fungi; Ascomycota; Xylonomycetes; Xylonales; Xylonaceae. The record is from RefSeq and is a predicted model, not a curated record. The transcript is spliced from 6 exons. Bases 167 to 2140 code for a protein of 657 amino acids.
UAAAACGCGCGUUUGCUUGGGAUUUCAGACUUCUUUUCGGGAGGAAUUUCAACAGUGGCAAAUCAGAAAGCCCAAAAUCAAGUUGGAGGGCUUUGAGAGGACGACUUUCCUUCACAGCUCAACAGUACAGACAGUCUGAAACCACGAAAAUAACAUACCAACUCAAAUGCCGCGCCUCACUCGCGCUGCGCUCCGCGCACAAAACGAUCCCUCCCUAGAGUCCGCGACCGACGAACUCCCGGAACUGGCGCAACAACAACAAUCGUCAGCCUUUGAGAUAUCUUCAGAGAGUGAGAACGUCUCCACAAUACCAGUCGACGGGGCAGACGAAGAAGAGGUAUCUAGCGGAUCGGCUGACGCGCGUGCUCCUCUUGGAGAGGCUCAUGGCAAUGACAAUACCGUCAAUGCGACGGAGGAAUCGCAUCAUGCUCCGGAUAGAGCGAGCAUAAGCGGCCAAUCGGAUACUAUCGAGACUAACGAUACAUCAAAAGAAAAGCCGGCGCGCGCAAAGAAGAAUAAGAAAGUGAAAAAAUCAAGGAAGAACAAGACAGGUUCCGCCAAGGAGGGAACGGACGGAGAGGCUGCUCAGGACGGUUUGAGUACUAGGGAUAGUCAGGCUUCACAGGAUACGGCGCCUGGCGAAGAAGAGCAGGAGACACAGGAUGCUCAAGCAGCGCUGGAAGUGGAUAAUGAAGAUGAUUCUCAAGUCACGACGCCCACAGUCCCAGAAACAUCGGUUCAGGGUAGUGCACAGACUAAAGAAAUUGUCGAGGAGCAUAAGUCAGAAGAUGGGGCGCAAGAUGACGAGACAAAGUUACAUGGCAAAGUUCCUGAAAAGACCGAUGAAGAUCGUCAAGAUCACGAGGAAACGGAAAUUCAACACACAGGUGGAGAGUCUCAUCUGCAGAACGAUGCAAUAGAGGACAAAGAGCCGGUGAAAAAUGACGUUCCCUUACCGAACAAUGAUUCGCAGAAUGAUUCCAAAGAAAUCAUUGAUAAAUUGGAUCAAAUGAACAUUUCCACAGAAGAUGACCAAACCACUCCUCCAAACGAUAUCCUCCUGAAAGGAGAAUUGCCUCAAGCCAACCACGCAGCAGAGACAACGACCAACCACAUAGUCCCCGAAUCCAAAGGCAAGCAAAGAUCAGAAGUCGUACCCAGCAUCGAAGCAGAAAGCGUCAAAUCGGACACAUUGCUCGAUAAUCCUACGACUCAAAAGGAAAACAACGGCCCCCAGCAAACUCCACAUGUCUUAUCCACUGCAAAUCUAAAGCAAAUCGCACGAUCAUCAACCGCAGGGUCUACUCAAGACAACCUCACCGAAGACGACAGAGGCUCCGUCGCGGCAACUACUGUCUCCUCACUGAGCGUCCCGCAACGACCUGGAUCUAAACCCAGACCUUAUUUUGCGCCCAAACACGCCAUCAGGCAGUCCACAUCUCAACCUCUGUCACAGUUCCACUCCCAGUCACAGUCCCAGGUCCACUCCCGCCGACCAUCAUCCCUAACAACAACAAAACCAAAACCACCCACACGCAUCUCCACUACCGAAUUACCGGGCGACAUCUUUUCCCGCCGCGCCAAACAGGCCCGCGACGAACUCCUACAGCGCGAAGCAGAAGAAGAACGACAACGGCGCGACUUUCGAGCAAAAACAUAUCGUCCUAGUCUUGCGCCUUCGCUCCCCGUGAAAUCUACCGCAACCAGCUCCGCCCGUCACCGACUCUCGCUACUGGAAGCCUCGAAACGCGCGAGCACCGAGGCGGCUACUUGUGCUCGUGAACGGCCGGCGUGGGUAGGCACUGGCGGCAUUUCGUCCUCUUCGUCCUCUACAUAUUCCUCUUCCUCUUCAUAUCACUCGUCGAAUAACCCGUAUAACUCGUAUAAUUCGUCACGUGCGUCUUCGUCUUCGUAUUCGAAUGGUCAUGGUCACGGUCAUGGUCGAAAUGCGGGCGCGGGUCCUGCAAAACAAGGACAAUCCGCAGCGGCGAGAACAAGGGUACUGUCUGAUGAUGCAUCCCAGCGCAAGGAAAGAGAAGAACUCGCGAGAAAAGCCCGCGCAGAAGCGGCGGCGAGAAACCGCCAGGCGAGUAGAGAGUGGGCGGAGAAUCAACAGCGCAGGAAACUUGCGUCUUCGUAGUGCGCUGUGUCAUUUAUCCCCGUUUUGUUAUCCUUCCGAGGCAGCUUACCAGCGUUUUGUCUUGUUUUUGGCUUGGUUUUGUCGUUGGUUUGGUUUUAUCUUUGUUUUUACUUUUGCCUUUGGUUGAUCUCUUGCGUUGGGUUCGUCUUAAGGUGUAUGUUUAGGUCCCGGUUCUUGAUAUGUAAAAAUACCCAAAUACUAUUAUUCUCGAUCAUACAAA